AUGGCACCAAACCCCAUAACCCAACAUACCACCUACAACCCUGCCGCCGUCGAAACAAUCUCCAAGCGACCCCAGAAGCGCAUCGAGAUCGUCGAGCCCGACCCUAAAUGGCCCGCUGCCUUUGCUGUCAUCAAAGCACGCAUCGAAGCUGCAUUAUCUCAAGACAACCUUCUCUACAUCCAACACGUUGGAAGCACCAGUGUUCCCAACUUGCCCGCAAAGGCUGUCAUUGAUAUCGAUGUAGUUGUCGCCGAUCCCACAGCAGAAGAAAUGUAUGUCCCCGCACUUGAAAAUGCUGGGUUCCAGUUCCUCCUCCGCGAGCCCACGUGGCAUGAGCACCGGCUGUUUGGAUGCGACGACCCUUAUGCCAACGUCCAUGUCUUUGGGCCUGAUAGUCCUGAGGUUGUAAGGCACAGGCUCUUUCGAGACUGGCUGAAAGACCCGAGGCAUGAAGAUGAUAGGGAGUUAUAUGUCAACAUUAAACGGCAGGCGGCAAAUGAGAGUCGCAAAUCAGGGGAGACGGUGAUGGAGUAUAAUGACCGGAAAGAGCCCGUCAUUAGGGAGAUCUUGAAGAAGGUGUAUGAGGCACAUGGGUUGCUGGGGGAUGAGUCGACGAACACCUAG
Molecule: messenger RNA, 624 nt
Organism: Aspergillus mulundensis
Lineage: Eukaryota; Fungi; Ascomycota; Eurotiomycetes; Eurotiales; Aspergillaceae
Product: GrpB family protein
Exons: 1
Coding region: 1-624 (207 amino acids)
Source: RefSeq, a predicted model, not a curated record